AUGAUUCAAGGACUGAAGAAACGCACCAGGAAGGCCUUUGGGUUACGAAAGAAAGAGAAGGACACAGACUCCACGGGCUCCCCUGACAAAGAUGGAGUAAGUAGAAGAAAGAAAAAGACCAACGGGGCUCCAAAUGGCUAUUAUGGGGAGAUUGAUUGGGACCGAUAUGCCGCUCCAGACGUGGACGCUGAGGGCUUCAGUCUCAGACCCGGAGAGGAGAGAGGAAAUACCAAAGGCAAGCAGCACUUCUCGUCCAGCGACACUGAGGAUGAGGACGACAACAGGAAGUUCAAGAUCAAGAUCAAGCCGUUGCCCUCCGACACUGCCAAGUGUGCCGUCCCCUCCAUGGAUGAACUGAAAGCUUCCGUUGGAGGUUUGGCGCUAUCUCCCUCUUUGGGCUCGAUAAAGAGACACCUGUCUUGUGAGGAGAUCGCCAGACCCAGACGCUCCACCCCUACACCAAGCCCCGCACCCGAGACACAAAGUGAGAGAGUAUCCCAGAAUCGUAGAGGAUCCCCAGCUUUCUUCGGGCCUCCUCCUGAGACGACCUAUGAGACACACAGAUACGAUAGUAACAGAAAUGAUGGUGAGGAGAUCGCCAGACCCAGACGCUCCACCCCUACACCAAGACCCGCCCCCGAGACACAAAGAAACUUUCCCACAGGAGUUGAUUUACACAAUGGGAGAAUAGUCUCAAGCCCCGCCCCCAUCUACCUGAACGUCCAAUCCCCAGCCUCAUACAGAGGUUCCCCCGUGCCUGACCUGGAAGAUGUGUUCGGCCCCAUGGAAUCCUCCCGGAUCAAUGAGGGCAGGGCCUCGCCCCGAUGGGUCAGCUUCAACAGUGAGAGACCACCCCCACCGGAAGAACCGGCCCCGCCUCCGCCCCCUGCCUAUCCUCCUCCUGACUCGCCCAACUCCUUCUCUUCCACCCCAGACUCCCCCUGCCUCUCCCCGGGCCCUCCUCCGGAUGAGCCUCCCCCCUCCCCGCCGCCCUUUUCCUCUCCCCCCGACUCGCCCAUCUCCAUCAUCUCCAUUCCCCCUCCAAAUGAACCCGUUCCCCCACUGCCUCCCGACUUCUUGCCCCCAGACUCUCCGCCAUGCAUCGCCAUCAAUCCUAGUCUGUUUUUGGAUGAUGAUGAGAUACUGGAGUACUCCCUUGCUCCCUCUGCCCCUGCUGCCCCACUGGAGUACUCCCCUGCACCUACCAGUCCCAUCCCUCCCCCCCUGCCUGCGGAGCGCUCCCUUCGGGCAGGCAUCCCUUCCCCUCUGGUGUUCCUUAGGGAGGAGCAGCCUGACUUUAUGUCCUGGCCCCUGGUGCUGACCCCGGGCUUCAGGGGCAUGCCGUUCCCCCUCCUCCCGCCCACCUACAGGCCCAUGGUGUCUUCCCCCGGACCCUGCCCAGGCAGUGGCCCCUCCUCUCCACCUCGCCCUGCCACGCCCCUGUCAGGAGGUAGUCCAGUACCUCCCCCUCUUCCUACAAGGCCCUCCUCUCGACCCAAACUGCCCCCUGGGAAACCAAUGGGAGACCUGGCUCGACCCUUCAGCCCCCCAGUCUCCGGCAGCCCCCCUCCCUUCGCCCCCUUGGCCCGAGCCGAGAGUUCCUCCUCUAUCACCUUGCUGAGCGCAGCCUCCACCCCCACCCUGGGGAGAGAGCUCAACAUAUCCACUACAGAGGAAAAACAGCCAACCAUGGUAUGGUUUGACCAUGGCCGGUUUUAUUUGUCUUUUGAAGGAUGCUCCAGAGGACCCAGCCCACUGACCAUGGGAGCCCAGGACACUCUGCCCGUGGCGGCUGCCUUCACCGAGACCAUCAACGCCUACUUCAAAGGAGCCGACCCAAGCAAGUGUGUGGUGAAGAUCACUGGGGAGAUGGUGCUGUCUUUUCCAGCAGGCAUCACCAGGCACUUUGCCAGCCACCCGUCUGCCCCCGUGCUCACCUUCAGCAUCAGCAACUACUGCCGGCUAGAGCAGGUCCUCCCCAAUCCACACCUACUGUGCUGUGACACCACCAUGUCCAAUGUGGACACCAAGGAAUUCUGGGUAAAUAUGCCAAACCUGAUGAGCCACCUGAGGAGAGUGGCUGACCAGAAGCCUCAAGCAACCUACUACAAUGUGGACAUGAUCAAAUAUCAGGUGUCAGCUGAGGGGAUCCAGUCUACUCCCCUGAACCUGGCGGUGAGUUGGCGUGGCGACACCACCAGCACGGACCUCAGAAUAGACUACAAAUACAACAUGGAGGCAAUGGCCGCAGCCCCCUCCCCCCUCCACAACAUCCACUUCCUGGUCCCUGUGGACGGGGGCGUGGCCAAACUCCAAGCCAUGAUCCCCACUGCCACCUGGAACCCAGAACAGCAGAAUAUUCUAUGGAAGAUAUCAAGCCUUUCCCAAAGGUCUGAAAAUGGAGGAGUGGGGGCUCUACUGGGUAGGUUCCAGUUGACAGAGGGUCCCAGUAAGCCGUCCCAGUUGGCGGUGCAGUUCACCAGCGAGGGCAGCACUCUGUCAGGCUGUGACAUCCAGCUGGUGGGGACUGGCUACAGGCUCUCGCUGGUCAAAAAGAGAUUUGCAGCAGGGAAAUAUCUGGCGGACAACUAGUCACCACUGUUGUAAAAUGGAACCCUUUUGACUGUGAGGAUGAUGAGAGACUUUUUAUGGAUUCUUCAUUCGAUACAAGUUACCAACUGAGAAACGUCUGAAACCUAAUGCUUGAGCAGGGAGGGGUAACUGAUGACAUAGCAGCAACAACAGGAUGUGAUGUAAUACGCACUGUCCACCAGGGUUCACCAGGGUAUUACUUUAUGUUUUAACACACUCAAAUACAGUAGUCGCACUGUUGGAGUUUAUGCAAGUAGUCACCGCUUUUUUUAGUUUUGUGCACCUUGAGUGUUGUUGAGGUCAGUUGUAAAAUAUUUUGUCUGUAAUGUUUUCGUUAUGUGUCGGACCCCAGAAAGACUAGCUGUCGCCAUUGGCGUCGGAUAUUGGGCAUCCUAAUCAAUAAAACAUUUAGAAAUCAUAAUGAAAGAUUAUGUAUUCAACACAUUUACUCCCGUUUAGCAAAGUCAAUUAUCAUUGGCAGCACAUACAGUAAUCCAGCCUUAUUUGUGAGAAGAAUUCUAUGUGAAUGGGUGAUGGAUGGAAGAUGCACUGGACAGAUUUAUGUGAAUAGAUAGACACUGUUGUCGUUCAUUGAUAAUUCAAUUGAAUGUGACAUAACAAUUGAUUAUGACAUAACAAUUGAUUAUGACAAAAACAAUUGAUUAUGACCAGAACUCCACGUGCAGGGUUAGGAUGACAUUUUGAUGUUUUCUAUUUAUUUAUUGGGUUGAUUCAACUGAUAUGGUACCAGCUGGUAAUGCACCAGCACGUUGAGGCCCACAACUUGGAGUUAACGUACAGACAACGUUAUUAUGUAUGUGGUGGUUGUGUGUUUUGCUGGGAGCAAGAUUGAGCAUCACCCAUUCACAAAAAAAUCAAGAAUGAUUUCAUAUUGUUUUCCUGAUUUGUGGAUGACAAAAACAAAGCAGUUGACCUUACAGGCUGAAUAGCAGAGUUGCCUUGGACCAGGUUCCAUUUCUUUCUGGAUUCUGUUUGUCCCUUGGAGUUGUUGUGUCCAGGAGUCCUACUCAAGAAUUACUGGUUGAAAUGACAUCAUUACAACUGGUUACAAUCUGCAGAUGUGCCCUUGAGCAAGGCACUUAACCCUAAUUGCUCCUGUAAGUCGCUCUGGAUAAGAGCGUCUGCUAAAUGACUAAAAUGUAAAUGCUAGAAUUACAUCAAUUACUGGUUAGAAGUAGGUCUU
Messenger RNA from Salvelinus namaycush (lake trout), 3796 nucleotides. RefSeq names its product SH3-containing GRB2-like protein 3-interacting protein 1. The record is from RefSeq and is a predicted model, not a curated record. The transcript is spliced from 22 exons. Gene Ontology annotation, cellular component: plasma membrane; clathrin-coated vesicle; cytoplasm. NCBI's taxonomy places the organism in Eukaryota, Metazoa, Chordata, Actinopteri, Salmoniformes, Salmonidae. Bases 1 to 2592 code for a protein of 863 amino acids. Gene Ontology annotation, biological process: clathrin coat assembly; clathrin-dependent endocytosis.